Molecule: messenger RNA, 739 nt
Organism: Aspergillus ruber CBS 135680
Lineage: Eukaryota; Fungi; Ascomycota; Eurotiomycetes; Eurotiales; Aspergillaceae
Product: dUTP diphosphatase
Exons: 2
Coding region: 95-631 (178 amino acids)
Biological process (GO): dUMP biosynthetic process; dUTP catabolic process
Molecular function (GO): dUTP diphosphatase activity; magnesium ion binding
Source: RefSeq, a predicted model, not a curated record
AAUCUGCAGGUGAAAUUGAACAACACGCCGCAAUCACACUAUAACCAGUCAGUUCUUCUAUUUCUGUCUCUCAAUUGAAGCAUUCAAAUUGACAAUGACCAAGGAGACUACUCCCCCUCCCACCACAACCACAACCGCACCAACCCACGAACCACCCUCACAACCGGCCUCGCCCCUCGCCAAACGAACAAAACCCAACACCGACAACGACAAGAUGUCUACCCCCGCCGUCACCUCCAUCUCUGCACCCCUCCCUCCCCUCUUCGUCAAGAAACUCACCGACACCGCCCAAGCGCCAACCCGGGGCUCUGCUUUUGCGGCAGGAUAUGACCUCUACAGCGCGAAGGAGACUGUGAUCCCGGCGAAGGGGAAGACGCUGGUUGAUACGGGACUUGCGAUUGCUGUGCCGGAAGGUUGCUACGGCCGCGUGGCACCGCGGAGUGGACUUGCUUCGAAGCACUUUAUUGAUACUGGGGCUGGUGUUAUUGAUGCUGAUUAUCGGGGUGAGGUGAAGGUGUUGUUGUUUAACUUUUCUGAGGUUGAUUUUGCGGUUAAGCAGGGAGAGAGGGUUGCGCAGCUUGUUUUGGAGAGGGUGGGUUUUUCCUUUUCUCUUCCCCUCCCCCCGCCCUAGAUGAUGCAUAGUAAGGUGAAUGCUAACGAAGGCAGAUUUAUACCCCUGAGGUUACGGUCGUCGAGGAAUUGGAGGAGAGUGUUCGUGGUGCGGGUGGUUUCGGAAGCA